AUGUGGAGAGGCCUGGGUCACGGGGACGAGAACAUGUACCUGGGAACUGCCGAGACUGCUGGGAAAAAGAGUGGUCUUGACGAUGGGGAUGUGGAGGACGACAUGACCAUGAGAGAGAUUGCUGAGUGGGAGGAGAUGCAGCUUGAGGAGCAGGUCAACUUUAACAACUGCAAGAUCGACCCCGCCCCCUUCCAGCUGGUGGAGCGCACGUCUUUGCAUAAGGUUUGA
Messenger RNA from Knipowitschia caucasica, 228 nucleotides. The record is from the annotation of a GenBank genome assembly. Lineage: Eukaryota; Metazoa; Chordata; Actinopteri; Gobiiformes; Gobiidae.